CACCCACCCAUUCACUCAUUCACAGAGACGACACCCCUCUUAUACCCUUCCAAACUCCCCAAUUUUAACAUCUGAACCACUGUUUCCCACUCUCUUAAUAAAACCCACUGUUAAAAAAAUUACAAAUCUUAUUACCUCUUCAAAACUAUUAUUUACACACACUCUCUCUCUGGGAAUUACAUAGAAGAAAAAAAUACUGAAACUUUAAGCUCUUAAAAAUGGGUUCGUACAAAAAGUUGCAGCCUUUCCCACAGCCGUCUUUACCAUUAUUCUUAUUCUCAUUAUUACCAUGCACAAAGGUUAUUAUUAUGGUUACUGUGUUUCUCAAUCUUUCUUCAUCUUCUAAUAAUAAUAAUAAUAAUAAUAAUAAUGUUUCCCUUUUUACUUUCAUUUUUCAUUUUAAUCUCUUCUUCUUACCUACCAAUGCUGCAAAUUUUGCAUUCAUUUUCUUUCUUGUACAACCCUCCCUUUCUUUUUUCAGCUUCUGGUUAAUCGUUUAAGCUCUGGGUCGUAAUUAUCCUUGUCAGACACGUUUAAUUACUGCCUCUGCCACUGUCAUUCACAGUUCACACUCCAAAAAAAAAAAAACCCACUUUCUUUCUCACACCUAACAUUUACUUGCCGUUUCUUCUUUGUCUCUUUAUUAAAGACUGUUUUGGGGUUUCCUUUGUUUACUUACUAUUUCUGGUUACUGCACUGCUUCUUGCUUUUGUGGAAGGAAAGUGCUGAUUUUGUGUUAAAAAAAAAACAAAGUCCUUUUUUUUCAUUUUCCGGCUGUGACCGGAGACAUUGAUGGCUGCCAGGUCCGGUGGUUCUUCUUCUUCGUCGGUCCCGACUCUGCCUCCACCAUGUCCGAGAUCCCCACCGGAGUAUCCUGAUUUGUAUGGGAAACGAAGGGAAGCAGCUAAGACUCAGAUGCUUGAAAGAGAAAUUAGUUUCCUUGAGGAAGAGUUAAAAUCGGUAGAGGGUCUUCAACCGGCUUCGAGAUUCUGCAAAGAGGUUACAGAUUUUGUGAUGGCCAACUCUGAUCCUUUAAUACCUACAAGCCGGAAGAAUCGGAAGUCACGUCGAUUCUGGAAGUGGCUUUGUGGGAUUCCUUGCUUUAACUUAUCGUGGAUCUGUUGUUGCUGUUAUUCGGCGUGCUCUUGCCACCUGAAAUGCCUUCAGUGUUCAGGCCUGCAGUGUUGUGAUUGUGAUUUAUGUAACUGCAGCUCAUGCAUUUGCAGCUUAUGUAAAUGCAGGUGCUGCAGUUGCGGCUCAUCGGAACACAGUUCGUGCAAAUGCAGCUCGUGUGACCUGCCUUCAUGUAAAUGCAGCUCGUGCAAUUGCACUUCAUGUAAAUGCAGCUCAUGCAACUGCAAUCCGUGUAAAUGCAGCUCGUGCGACUGCAAUCCGUGUAAAUGCAGCUCGUGCAACUGCAAUCCGUGUAAAUGCAGCUCAUGUGACUGUAGUUCAUGUAAAUGCAGCAGUUUAUGUGACUGCAGUUCAUGUAAAUGCAGCAGUUUAUGCGACUGCAGUUCUUGUAAAUGCAGCUCAUGCAACUGCAGUUCAUGUAAAUGCAGCAGUUUAUGCGACUGCAGUUCAUGUAAAUGCAGCUCGUGUGACUGCAAAUCAUGUUUAAGCUGCUGCACGAUCCCUAAAUGGCGAUGUAAAUGCAGCUCAUGCAACCCGUGUCACUGCAAUCCAUGUUUAAGCUGCUGCUCAAUUCUGAAAUGGCGGUGUUGCUCGUUUCCUAAAUCCGGUUGCUGCAAAAAGAUCUCGUGUAGCCGGAACUGUUGCAUUUUUCAAUUCCCCUCGUGCACAGGUUGCUUUUGCUGCAAAUGGAAAUGUUCAUGUCCAAAAGUAACCCGUUGCUGCAGUUAUACAAAAACCAGUUGUAAUCCUUGCUGCCUAUUUUUCUAAUAUAUUUCUGCAUUUUAUAAUUCAUCUACAAA
Messenger RNA from Gossypium raimondii (Peruvian cotton), 1934 nucleotides. RefSeq names its product guanine nucleotide-binding protein subunit gamma 3. Bases 793 to 1902 code for a protein of 369 amino acids. The record is from RefSeq and is a predicted model, not a curated record. The transcript has 5 exons. Lineage: Eukaryota; Viridiplantae; Streptophyta; Magnoliopsida; Malvales; Malvaceae.